Messenger RNA from Fulvia fulva, 468 nucleotides. RefSeq lists its product as uncharacterized. Lineage: Eukaryota; Fungi; Ascomycota; Dothideomycetes; Mycosphaerellales; Mycosphaerellaceae. The transcript has a single exon. The coding region runs from base 1 to 468 and encodes 155 amino acids. The record is from RefSeq and is a predicted model, not a curated record.
AUGGCCGACACACCUCCCCGCCGUUCGCGUCUACCGAUCAGGAAGAAGAGCCCGCCCGAACUCCGAGCUCGAAAUGACAUACGACCCACGAGUGCACCACCCGGACCGCGCUUCGAAGCAGUGCAACGGAACGAUGCCAUACAGGGUCAGGAUCUCGACGGUAACUCAAACCUGCCAACGAUCAACGUCGAGCAAAUGCUUGAACGUGAUGCUCCUUAUGACGCAGCCAGCUUGACAAGCGCGGACGAGGAGCAAUCAGAGAAGUCAUCCGUCGACCAGCGCCCUGCGACUGACCAGGCUGAGAUUGGUGCCGAACGCGAGUCAGAUACCACAGACUCGGCUACUGAGUCAAGCAACGAGGACAACCUACUUGUACCUCCAGCAAGUGUUGCCCAAAGUCCAACACCAGCAUCAGUAAGGACGAUCACAAGGAAGCCAAGCUUCAGUAGGGCCGUCAAGGUCAGAUGA